Cuscuta campestris is the source of this 1954-nucleotide messenger RNA. NCBI's taxonomy places the organism in Eukaryota, Viridiplantae, Streptophyta, Magnoliopsida, Solanales, Convolvulaceae. The record is from the annotation of a GenBank genome assembly.
GGUAAUAAAAAAACAAAUAGAGUGGAGAAAUAGUCAGAGAAACUGAGAGGGAAAAUCGGAGUAUGAAGCGGAGAAGGCAAAGUAAGAAGGUGAAAAAAGGGUAUGGAUUUGAUAGCAGUGAAGGAUUGCGGAGCAGAUGAGCUCGAAAUGUACGGAGGAGAAGUCGAAUUCGGUUUCCAAUUUUCGGAUUUCGGAUCCACUGAGGGAGGCGUUGAAGGCCAGGGGAAUCGAAUCUCUGUUUCCGAUUCAAGCCACCACUUUCGAUACCAUUUUGGAUGGCUCCGAUUUGGUUGGCCGUGCUCGUACUGGUCAGGGAAAAACCUUGGCCUUUGUCUUGCCAAUUGUGGAGUCUAUACGAAAUGAACUUGAUGCAACUACAAAGAAGACCAGUCAUGGGAGAGCUCCCAGUGUUUUGGUUCUCUUACCAACUAGAGAAUUGGCUCUCCAGGUUUUUGCUGAUUUUGAAUUUUAUGGCGGGGCAUUGGGUCUGUCAUCUUGCUGUUUGUAUGGAAGUUCUCCCUAUGCUCCCCAACAAACUAAAUUAAGUAAAGGGGUUGAUAUUAUUGUGGGCGCUCCUGGACGAAUCAAGGACCUCAUACAAAAGGGAAACAUUGAUUUGACCUCUUUAAAGUUUCGCGUUCUUGACGAAGUGGAUGAAAUGCUGAGAAUUGGUUUCGUUGAUGAUGUCGAAUUUAUUCUAGGAAAAGUAGAAGAUCCAAGACAAGUUCAAACACUUCUUUUCAGUGCCACUUUGCCGGAUUGGGUUAAACAUAUUGCAUCUAAGUUUCUUAAACAAGACAAGAAAACUAUAGACAUAGUUGGAAAUGAUAAAAUGAAGGCAAGCACCAGUGUGAGACAUGUUAUUAUUCCUUGCUCAAGUUCUGCCAGGUCUCAACUCAUUCCUGAUAUCAUUCGAUGCUAUAGCAGUGGAGGCCGCACUAUUGUUUUCACUGAAACUAAGGAUUAUGCUUCUGAACUUGCUUCAUUGUUACCCGAUGCUCGUCCUUUACAUGGUGAUAUUCAACAGGCCCAACGUGAGGUUACACUUUCUGGAUUCAGAUUAGGCCAGUUUAUGACCUUAGUCGCGACGAAUGUGGCUGCUCGCGGAUUGGACAUUGACGUUAUGCUAGUAAUUCAGUGUGAACCUCCGCGAGAUGCUGAGGAUUAUAUUCAUCGAUCUGGAAGGACUGGAAGGGCAGGUAAUAGUGGGGUGGCAGUCAUGUUUUAUGAUCCAAAGAAGUCAAACAUUUCAAAGAUCGAAAAGGAUUCUGGUGUGAAGUUUGAGAUGAUGGCUGCUCCACAACCAGCUGAUGUUGCCAAAAUUGUUGGCAGAGAAGCUGCUGAAGAAAUUGUGGCAAUCUCUGAUAGUGUGAUACCAGCCUUCAUAGGAGCUGCCCAGAACUUGAUGAAUGCCUCUAAUCUCUCUGCUGUUGAACUUCUUGCAAAGGCACUUGCAAAAGCUUCAGGAUAUACUAAGAUGAAGAGGCGCUCACUUCUUACUUCAAUGGAGAAUUAUGUUACUCUGCGCCUUGUGAGUGGAGGCCCUGUGUAUUCUCCUUCAUUUGUGUAUAGUUCCUUGAAAAGAUUUUUACCUGAAGCAAUGGUUGAAUCAAUCAAAGGAGUUGCAUUGACGGUCGAUGGAGGAGCGGUGUUUGAUGUAUGUACAGAAGACGUGAACAGGUGCCGAAAAUGAAUUCGACAUAAAGCUGGAGAUUGUGGAAUCCUUGCCGAGGUUGCAAGAAAGAGAAAAAUCCCGUGGUGGAAGAUAUGGUCGCGGCGGAGGCGGCGCUGGCUUUCCGGAUCGUAGAGGAGGCGGUGGCUUUCCUGAUCGAAGAGGAGGUGGUGGUCGUUUCUCGGGAGGAAGAGUGGGGUUUUCCGAUCGACAAAACAGCUACAUGUUUGGCAGAGGGAAUAUUCGCAAAUGGUGAAGAAAUAAUAACAGCGUAGGGAAGAC